Ciona intestinalis (vase tunicate) is the source of this 3847-nucleotide messenger RNA. Its product is annotated as protein Wnt-7b. Gene Ontology annotation, biological process: neuron differentiation; canonical Wnt signaling pathway; cell fate commitment. Gene Ontology annotation, cellular component: extracellular region. The record is from RefSeq and is a predicted model, not a curated record. Lineage: Eukaryota; Metazoa; Chordata; Ascidiacea; Phlebobranchia; Cionidae. Gene Ontology annotation, molecular function: cytokine activity; frizzled binding.
CCAGAUGUAUUAUUAACGCCAGUGGACAGAGACGACGGAUUUUAACUCAGUAUUUCAGCCGCAGGUUUUCUGUUAGGGCGUCAAAUCAUAAGGUGGAAUUGAAAUGAAAUUGUAGGGUGUAGCAUGAAGUUACGAAGUGUGGUGUUCUCUAAAUAGACCCUGCCUGCUGUACGUACGUAAAGGUCAUGAGUAGAACGUGGAACGUUGUUAUUUUUAGCCAAUUAUGUUGAGAAAUAAUAGUCACCUACGAGAUAAGCGCUAUGCGUGGAUAUUUAAUUAAUGUUUUAGUUCAAGGCUCAAGCAUUGCGUAUGCGGUGAACUGUAUUGCCGACUGACUUCAGUUAGACAGUAAGUCGAGAGAAUACGGAAAGAGGGAUAAAAAUAAGGCGGACUUACAUACAUUUUCGAUUGCUGUCACAGGCGCGCCUAGCUUCUAAGUAACCUUACGUAUUUCGCUUUGAUCUAUGAAGGAGCUAUGCAGAUUAACUUAUGCGUCAUCUGGAAUUAUUUUAUGAUAGUACAAUUUGACGUGGCGCAAAAUUGCUCUAAAGACCAUACAUUAACGUAUCGUGUUCAGCAUUUACAUGUCUGGUGAUUUUUUUUAUAGUGAUCGCACCUAUGACGUCCCGUGACAUAUGACUCAAACGGUAUGGGUGAGAGUCCCAGCGGUGACGUUUUAUCGCGUGUGGAUUCAUAAGGUUUCCGCCGACGUUAUUAUGGAAGAUAUAUGUUGGCGUCAGUAUUUUGCGUGAGACAUGUUAGCUCACCCAACAGUUUUUGAAGGUUUUCGCUUUAAACAGAAUGUUAAAAGCGUUUAAGAUAAGUCAUUGGGCUUUUUCAUUUUAAAACCUAAUGUAAACUGCUGAUAGUUGGACAAAUAUUGAUGUGUUACCGGGUGAAUGGCUUGAGUAAGAUCUUAAUACACGUUUCGCGGCGUUUAAGCAGUAAAAGUGUUGAAACACGUGCAUCGGCUUAGCGGGGGUCUUCAGAUUGAGUAUUUUGUUACAAAAUCCCAUGCCUGGCCGGCCAGGCUCGCUAACUGUCGGGUAAUAGUUGAUAAUUCGCCGUAAUCGGCCAGCUUGGGGCUCCUCCAAUUGAGCGUGGGUCAAGCGUCCGUCGUCGCUGGGUCAGUUUACGUACCGCCGCCUUUGAAGCGAGUUAUAUUGCUUUGUGGUUCGUUCCGCGCAUGCGUACUGUUUGCCUUGGUCGCUGGGUCGCAACGACAGGAAGUUGCGCAAAUUUUUCACCGUUUAUCAGCAGAUGUGCCAGCCAGCGUCUAGCAAGGAUAAUUUGACUGUUUAACUAAGUGGAACAUAUUAUCUUUAUCGACGACCUUAAGCAAAGAGAAAGUUGGCAGUCGACCAAGACCCGGAUUUCGCAUUAGUUUAGUUCGUGGCCUGCGUCAGUUUUUAUUGUGCCCGAAAACUACGAUUUUUCGUUUGCCACAACUGUUAUCGAUCUCGUAUAAAAGUACAAAUGAUGGAUAGAAGUGUUUCUUAAGAGUUCGUGGGUGGAAAGCAUAUUGGCGUCCACCUCCGGCUUCUCGAUUUGACCGAUUUUUUUGUAAAAAAAGCAAACGGCGAGUUACGACUUUUUAUGAAAGUAAGACGAAGAUAGAUCUUUGUUUCGAAACUUGAUUUUUUUCUCCAGGCUUAUAAUGUUCUUUAAGUAGGUGUGAAUAAGACGUGUGUGUUGCGUUAAUUCAACCUGUGCUUUAACCAGGACUUCAGCUUCGGAUUUCAGAUCGACCACGCGGGAUCCGGAAGAAUAAAAUCGACGUAAUCGAAAUUCAAACCAGCGGAACUAAAAUUAAGGGUUUUGGUGAAAAAGUUGAAAACUAAGAAUGGUUUUGGAUCAUCAAGAUAUGGAGGAAAAUUAUUUACAAACUGCGACCUUGAAAGCGAAGGAUAGGACGCUACUGGUGGAUCUUUCGUUUCGUGGUAAAGUGCAACCAGAAACAGACUCCUCGGCGAAAGAAAAUCGGCGAAAAUCUUGUUGCGGAGAAAUCGUCGGUGCAGUUUCUUCGACAAAAUUCUCAGAACCCCAGGAAAUCCACGCUUGCAAGAGACACAGAACUAAAAUUGCUGAAUCGACUCGUUUUGGAAUUUUUAAACAGUUUGGAAAAUUUCUUCGAAAAACACUGCCGAAAAAGCAACGAAAAAAACGCGGAAAAAGAAGACGAAAUUUAAAAACACAACGUCAUCGACAGGAGCGAACAUGUUUGUCACAUCAGGCGAUUUUUCUACUACUUAUCUUGCAAGAAAUAGCGCUCACUUCGGUGUCCUCGAUCAGGGCGGGAGUUUUCUGCGACAAGAUCAUCGGUCUAGCUCCUCUACAGAGAGCUAAGUGUAGAGCAAGACCAGAUGCUAUGACGGUUAUAGCACAGGGGGCGGAGAGGGCGAGAUACGAAUGUAUUUGGCAGUUUCGUUACGAUAAAUGGAACUGCACGAACAACGGAACGGCGACGGUUUUUGGGACGGAACUAUCAGUCGCGUCGAGAGAAAGUGCCUUCGAAAACGCCAUCAAAUCUGCUGGAAUCUUAUACGAGAUUGUGAAAGCUUGCGGGGAAGGUAACCUGGGUGCUUCUUGCGGUUGCGCGAAACAUGACAUCAGUUUCCAAAGGACGAAACGACGAACGCAAAUGACGCCGGCACAGGUGGAGAGAAAAGUUUAUCAACGUUGGAGGUGGGGAGGGUGCUCGGUGGAUCUGGGAUUCGGGCUUAAUUAUACAAGAGAGUUCAUGCGAGCGGGAGAAUUACUACAAAGCUCCAGGACGCUGAUGAACCGACAUAAUUACGAAGCAGGCAGACUGGCAAUCAUCAAAAACUUGACGAAAUCCUGCCGGUGUCAUGGCGUCUCAGGAUCAUGCAAUGUUAAGACGUGUUGGAUCGCCCUGCCUUCGUUUCGACAAGUCGGUGACAACCUACGUAGAAAAUACAAAGAAGCAAAAAGAGUUGAAGCAAUUCUUGGUGGUCGAAGGAGACGGCCUCAUAUUUUAAAAAUCUGGAGAAACCCGAAAAAGCCAUCGCCACGGGAGCUUGUGUAUCUCGAAAAGUCGCCCGAAUUUUGCCAAAAGGACAACCGUAUCGGUAUUUUCGGCACGCAAGGCCGGCAAUGCAACGGCACCAAUUCAAACUACAGUGGGUGCGGCAAGUUAUGUUGCAACCGAGGCUACAGGGUGACUGAGUACAUCAAAAUCGAUCAGUGUAAAUGCAAGUUCUUUUGGUGCUGUACUGUGACAUGCCAGGAGUGCCCACGCCUGGUAAGUAAAUAUACCUGCAACUGACAACUGCCUAAUCAGGGCGAGCAAUGAAAACACCAUCAUUACCGAUGGAAAACAGCACAAGGCAGAGGCAAGGCCGAUGAGAGAAGGAACGGCGGGAUUUGCACGAGCUGCGGGGAGAAGUGCCACAUCGUUGCUUCUAUUGCAGUGCAUACGUUCGGGGCUACACGGUCCAUAUUUCCGUAUAGUAGGGUGGGGUAAGAUGGAACAAGUUCUCAUUCCCUUAAUUCUUGACCUUUCUGUGGUAAACAAAGAAUAUUUACAGAAUUAUAUAGCCGUAGCACCGCGACUCUAAAAGAGCGUUUUUUAAAACACGAUCAGGAAAUAUAAGUGUUAGCUUCUAAAGGUUCCCAUCUUACCCCACAGUACUAUACAAUUAUUUAUAUACCGUUUUUAUCAGUAAAUUUGCGACAACCUUUUUGCUUUUUGGAGCUUCAACGUAAAGUUAUAUUUUACAGCAAAGUUGACCUAAUGGUCACUUAUAUGUGGUAUUAUAUUUUUGAUAUGUUUUACAGACGAAAUCUUAAACGAUGUUUUAUAUCAAAAUAAACGAAAACAAACAAA